Messenger RNA from Saxophila tyrrhenica, 1524 nucleotides. RefSeq lists its product as uncharacterized. Gene Ontology annotation, biological process: mitochondrial fusion; mitochondrial coenzyme A transmembrane transport. The transcript has a single exon. Gene Ontology annotation, cellular component: mitochondrial inner membrane. Gene Ontology annotation, molecular function: coenzyme A transmembrane transporter activity. Lineage: Eukaryota; Fungi; Ascomycota; Dothideomycetes; Mycosphaerellales; Extremaceae. The record is from RefSeq and is a predicted model, not a curated record. Bases 1 to 1524 code for a protein of 507 amino acids.
AUGGACAACAAGGAUCGCUUCCACCCCCUCUCGACCUCGCGCGAACCCAACCCGCUCCGACCCUACUACGUCCCGCCAUCCAUCGGUCCAACACCCUCAGCAUCGCCUUCGCAACCCCUACAUUCUGCAAGGAAUGCGCCGGCGCCCUCCUCUUCUUUCUCGACUUCAGCUCGCGACCUUCUACCGGAGCUGGACAUUGACCUAAAGUCGACCACGAGCGAAGCAUGGCAGUCCACUCGAAGCUUGUUUGAUACGCUGGUGUGGAGGUACUCCUCUGUAUUGCUAGCGCAGCCAUUCGACGUUGCAAAGACGGUGCUGCAGGUCUCAGUGCCACCGUCAGAUCCGGCGGCAACAGCUCCCAGGAAGCGAAGGAGGUCCCAGCGCCGGGCACACUCAGGCGGCAAUGGAGGAAGGUCAAGGGGCCGGUAUGAUGAAACGGACGAAGAAGACUCGGACACAGCGGAUCAAAGCGACCAAAGCGAUGAGAUACCAGACUACUUCACGUCCUCCGCCCCUCGCAGCAGAUCUCCCCGCAAGCGAAGACGUACACCACCCAGCACCGAGCUCUCGCCAUCACGAACACCGACUCCGAAGGACCGACGUGGGCACGAUCCGGGCGAGGAGUAUAAGCUCAAGCUUAAGAAGCCUGAUAGCGUUACUCAUGCUAUCUCGGCCAUCUACAACACUUCCGGUGCCGUGGGGCUGUGGCGAGCCACGAACUGUACGUUCCUCUACUCUAUCGCGCUGCGCACUACAGACAGCUUCAUCCGGAGUCUCCUGCUCGCCAUAGUCGGACUUCCGGACAUCAUCGGUCCAGAUGCAGGCGGCUUGGGACCAGGCCUCAGUGUUACUGGCUCCGCGGGCUUCUCUGGUCUAGACCUCAGCGAGAGCCCGAAUCCCAUCGGCUCUUUGAUCAUCGUCGGCCUCGCAAGCUGCAUAACGGGCCUCCUUCUGGCACCACUUGAUCUCGUACGAACAAGACUCAUUGUAUCGCCAACCUCUCAUCCGCCCCGAGGCUUAGUACAGAACCUUCGCCACCUCCCAAGCCUACUUGCUCCAUCAACCCUCUGGCUCCCAACCGCGCUAUAUCAUAGCAUUCCACAGACUUUCUCUGCCGCUUCGCCCCUCUUCCUCCGAAGGCAAUUGAAGAUCACGCCCGAGCUUACGCCUUCGCUUUGGUCACUCGCCUCCUUCACGACUUGCGUCACGGACCUCUUCGUCCGUCUGCCGCUUGAAACAGUCCUACGUCGAGCCCAAGUAUCCUCUUUACGCCACGCGGAGCCAGAUCUGCCCACCGUGGUAGAACCCGCGCCUUACAUGGGAGUAUGGGGAACGGUGUACUCCAUCCUCUAUACCGAAGGCGAUACCUCGUCAAAGGAUGCAAAAGGCAUGCUGAGAGUACGGCGAGGACAGGGCAUGCCGGGCUUAGUAAGGGGAUGGAAAGUCGGCUUCUGGGGCCUGGUGGGUGUUUGGGGUGGUGGCGCACUAGGGCCUGGAGAGAGUAAGGCACGGGGAGAGUUUUGA